UUGUGUGUGUGUGUGCAAGGCAGGGGAAAAAGUCGCUCCAUUUUUCUCGUGCUCUCUUGCGUACGUUUGGCUUUGCUAAACAAUUAGAUGGCGAAUCGUAUAAAUAUUAAAAUAGUGUUUGCCUGACUUUUAUGUAGGAAGCAAACACACAAAUCCACAAAAACGCGCCGCAUAAGAAGUGUAAAAUCGCAUACAUAUACCCGACUAUAGAAAUUGGCCAAUCGCUGGUCUKCGUGUGUGUGUGUAACUGUGUAUGUGCGCGCGUGUGUGUAAGUGAGCAAUGAAAAAUGAGGCGUAGGUGAGGAAUAUGUGUGCAAAAUUGUCGAAAAGCCUGUUAUGACAUGCUAAUCGCAGGGUCGGCCAUAAGGUGUACAUUCAACAGCGCUACCAUCCCACAAAAAGAGGCAAACAAACAUAUUUUCAAUGUGCGCGCGCCAAAUGACAGCUGACGAUCGGUUAAAUAGAAUUUGACUAUAAGUUAAACAAGAAAGAAAAGAUCAAGAUCAGAUAAAUUAAACAAAAAACUAUUGUUGUUAGUUGUCGUAGGCGUAACAUUAGCAAAAUACGUCAACCAUAAUUUACAAAAAUUGUUAGAAAUUUGUGGGGAAAAUGUGCAAAAGUGUGUUUGUUAAAUUGUUAGCCAAAAUUAUUUGUUUACCUAGUACUACAUAGAACGUAACUGCCUUUCUUUAUCCAACAAGAGCAACAAUAAUAACAAAGAUAUUUCGACGCACCGGACAAGCGAGCGAGCACUUAAAUUAAGAUAAACAGUAAAUAUAUAAUACAGCUGCAUUCAACAAUAGCCAACAACAACAACAAYAUUUAACAAAUAACAAAUCACCAAGGAAAUGCUCAAAUUGAAUACCUAAAUGUCAAGCGACAGCAGCACUGAUGCCACAGCAACAAACAACAACAACAACAACAACAACAACAACAACGUCAACAUCAACAAGAACAGUAGCAAUAAUUACAAUAAUAAUUACAGUAUGCAGCGACGCGAACGACAAGCGAGUGGCGGCGGUCCACAGACAACAACUGCCGGUCCAUCCGCUGGUAAUGUAGCAAAUGCUACCAUUGCCGGUGGUAAGAGCACAAGCAAUAACAUGUAUUCCACCCGCCAAUCUGUAAGCACCACAACCGGUGUGCUCAUGGUCGGACCAAAUUUUCGUGUCGGUAAAAAAAUUGGCUGUGGUAACUUUGGCGAAUUGCGUUUAGGAAAAAAUCUUUACAACAAUGAACAUGUAGCAAUAAAAAUGGAGCCUAUGAAGUCGAAGGCUCCACAACUACACUUAGAGUAUAGGUUUUAUAAGCUAUUAGGAUCACAUGCCGAAAACGCCCCAGAAGGCAUACCACGCAUUUAUCACUUGGGCACUUGCGGUGGCCGUUAUAAUGCCAUGGUUUUAGAGUUAUUGGGAUUAUCAUUAGAAGAUCUCUUCAAUAUUUGCUCCCGUAAAUUUUCACUUAAGACUGUAUUGAUGAUAGCGAAACAACUUCUCCACCGGAUCGAAUAUGUUCAUAGUCGGCACUUAAUUUAUAGAGAUGUAAAACCAGAGAAUUUUCUCAUUGGCAGAACAUCAACAAAACGUGAAAAAAUUAUACACAUAAUUGAUUUCGGUUUGGCCAAAGAAUAUAUUGAUUUAGAUACAAAUAGACAUAUACCAUAUCGGGAGCAUAAAUCCCUGACGGGCACCGCUCGCUAUAUGUCGAUCAACACGCAUAUGGGGCGCGAGCAGUCGAGGCGCGACGAUCUGGAGGCUCUGGGUCAUAUGUUUAUGUACUUCUUAAGAGGAUCACUGCCCUGGCAAGGCCUUAAGGCUGAUACACUCAAAGAGAGAUAUCAAAAAAUCGGUGAUACAAAACGUGCAACACCUAUAGAGGUACUUUGUGACGGCCACCCCGAAGAGUUUGCAACAUACUUGCGUUAUGUGCGGCGGUUAGAUUUUUUCGAAACACCCGACUAUGAUUUUCUGCGAAGACUGUUUCAAGACUUAUUCGAACGUAAGGGCUAUACCGACGAGGGCGAAUUUGACUGGACAGGGAAAACUAUGUCAACGCCCGUCGGAUCUCUGCAAACUGGCCAUGAAGUCAUCAUUUCACCAAAUAAAGAUCGUCAUAAUGUUACGGCUAAGACAAAUGCCAAAGGAGGUGUUGCUGCGUGGCCGGACGUGCCCAAGCCGGGUGCGACCCUUGGCAAUCUGACACCCGCCGAUCGGCAUGGUUCAGUGCAGGUUGUGAGUUCGACAAACGGCGAACUGAAUGCGGACGAUCCCACGGCCGGACACUCCAAUACGCCCAUCACCCAGCAGCCGGAAGUAGAGCUUGUCGAUGAAACAAAAUGUUGUUGUUUCUUUAAACGAAAGAAGAAGAAAUCAACGCGCCAAAAAUGACUAGAAGGUGUACAAUGUAGUCCAGAACGCGAGGCAGUCACAUUGCUGCGCGCCACUUCACAUUCAAACUCACGGGAUAGCGUAUUGAAUAAUCCGAGUCAGGAUUACAUCCAACAGGCAACGUCGCAGCACACGUUGCGUUAUCCUCCAUCCGCGUCGAUGUUGACGCCAACACCAACUACAAAUACACCGACACUUCCGUUGUAAUUUAUAUAAAUACAGAAACCAGCAAAUAGA
This is a messenger RNA of Drosophila arizonae, 2624 nucleotides long. It is a transcript of the gene gish, whose product is annotated as casein kinase I gish. NCBI's taxonomy places the organism in Eukaryota, Metazoa, Arthropoda, Insecta, Diptera, Drosophilidae. Gene Ontology annotation, molecular function: ATP binding; protein serine/threonine kinase activity. The record is from RefSeq and is a predicted model, not a curated record. Gene Ontology annotation, biological process: protein phosphorylation.